GUUUUAUACAACACAGACACAAACAUGAAUGUUACAGACACAGUGUGCCUAUUGCAGCAAUCAGAAGUUAACAACUCUGCUGUCACAGACAAUUGUUCGUGUCUGUGCGAGAAACUGUGGACCUUUUUGUCAGCAGCUCCACCAGAGGUUGUAAAUCUAACGGUGGAAGAAAAAGUUGACAUUAUCGUUCAAGAACUGACUGUAGACAAGAAAAAUACAACCCUAAAUCAACGGAAGUACGUGAGCGUGAUGGAUUAUAGAACAAGCUCGAUGAGUCUUGGAAUUGUUGCUGGAGUAAUCAUAUUGUCUGUUAUAGGGGUAAUUAUCAUAAUAGAUUUGUCGACAAUUUGGACUGAAAUAAGCAAUUUCUUAAUCAAGAUGUUUAAAGUGUUGAAACCGCCGAAAAGUCGUAUUAAAACUCCAAUUGAUGGGCAUGCAGGAAAAGAAGAUGUGACGCCUAAUGUUGCCGCUGAGGACUUUGGUAACAGAGAGAAAAAUACAGAAAACUCUGAAAACACAUCUACAAACAAUAUCAGUGGGGUAGGGUGGUUUCUAAGGGAACGACUUGUGUACAGAGGAAUAGCGUUAGAAAAUACAAAACUUGAAUUAGCUUCCUCAGAGACCAAUAACAAAAACACAAGGAUGUCAACUCAUUCAGCUUUAACGAGUGAAGUGUGAUACUUAUACUGAUACAUAAUCAUUUAGCGUUUUAAGGAUAUGGACCAAUAAUGGACACUUGGUGAACGCACACAAAGCUUUCCGUAAUAAAUCUUAUACUUAGAAUACUUAAUUUGAUUGUUGUUAGGAAUUCAUUACAUUAAACAUGAGAUGAACAUCUUCAUUUCAUCUCAAGUAACUAGUAGCUGUUAUCCUACGGAAGGCACAUAUCUAUGCCGUUACACGCCAGAAGGCUCAUAUCUAUGCCGUUACACGGUGGAAGUCUCAUUUCUAUGCCGUUACACGCCGGAAGGCUCAUAUCUAUGUCGUUACACGCCGGAAGGCACAUAUCUAUGCCGUUACACGCCGGAAGCCUAAUAUUUAUGCCGUUACACGCCGGAAGGCUCAUAUCUAUGCCGUUACACGCCUGCAGGCACAUACCUAUGCCGUUACAGAAUCAAAGGACAAAGUUGACUUAAGCUUUAUAUGGCCCAUGCAAUUUUGAAAAUUUUCAAACUGGCUAAAAUUUGAAAAAACUAUAUAUUGUUUACUUCCAGAGGGAAUUAAGUUUUUUAUAAACAGAAUUAUUACUUUGCUCAAGACAUAUCACUGAAUAUUGCUGAAAUUGCAGAUUUUUAAGAAAAUGGGCAUUUUUUGCCAUAUUUUAUGUCACACAGGAAUAUUUUUAGUAGUGAGCACACUCAAGGACCACAAAAAUAUUUUGACCCUAGGUCCAGCUUCUUUCACAGAAUAUAUGGUCAUUUUUAUUGUGGUCGACAGCUGUGCUCGUAGUGAAAAUUUCAGAUUUGUUUAAAACUUCUGUUAAAAUGUGAAGGUUUCCCAUACCCAUAAUGGUACACGUAUUUUCAGUUAUGUGAAAUAUUUUCUUCUAUAAUGAAUAUUUUAUAAAUAAUUUCGUGCAAUAUGAUAAAAGAAUACUUCUUGAUGAAAGAAAACAUGUUCUUAAGUCCAUUUAGAAACUUUCAGUUUUUAGGCCAAUUUGAGGCAAAAGUGAACCUUCUCCUUUGUUGGCAAUGAGGGCGAAAUCUGACCAUAAUGUCCGCAAUAAUGGAG
Molecule: messenger RNA, 1731 nt
Organism: Mercenaria mercenaria
Lineage: Eukaryota; Metazoa; Mollusca; Bivalvia; Venerida; Veneridae
Exons: 1
Coding region: 25-678 (217 amino acids)
Source: RefSeq, a predicted model, not a curated record